Molecule: messenger RNA, 2446 nt
Organism: Aspergillus versicolor CBS 583.65
Lineage: Eukaryota; Fungi; Ascomycota; Eurotiomycetes; Eurotiales; Aspergillaceae
Exons: 5
Coding region: 87-2306 (739 amino acids)
Biological process (GO): rRNA processing; ribosomal large subunit assembly
Cellular component (GO): nucleolus
Molecular function (GO): 3'-5' exonuclease activity; 5S rRNA binding
Source: RefSeq, a predicted model, not a curated record
AAAAAAAGUUCGAGGAUGUACAAACACUAGUAAGGGCCCCAACAAACGAAUUUUUCCUUAACUUUCCGCUCGGAGGGUUCGUCAAAAUGUCAAAUACAGUGGAAGCACCUCGUCAAUACGGCCAGCCCUCGAGAAAGGGCAAGAGGGCCUGGAGAAAAAAUGUGGACGUUUCGGAGGUUCAAGAAGGUCUUCGUCUGUUGAAGGAUGAAGAAAUCAAAGGAGGUGUUUUAGCAGAGAAACCUUCCGAGGAAUUGUUCGUCAUUGACAAGAAGGGCUCGUCGGAGAUUCGCGACGCAUACCGAAAACAACACAAAAAGCAUCUGAAAGCAGAUGAAAUCCUCGCACAAAGAUCCGCUAUAGCGGCAGUGGACACACGGAAACGUGGGAGCUCCAACGUGACCGACGGCGUUAUCGAGCCGAAGACCAAGAAGCAUAAGAGCGACUGGGUUAGCCGCAAAGAAUGGAAGCGCUUGAAGCAGGUGGCCAAAGAGGGUAACCCAAUGGAUAAGCCAAGUGAUGGUGGUUUCUACGAUCCUUGGGCCGACGAAGCGGACCCGACGCCUCUUGACGAUCCUCAGUUCGAUUAUCUAGAAAAGCCUAAACCAAAGGUGGCCCCGGAAACUCUGAAGCGAGCUCCUAUUUCCCUGACUGCCGAUGGAAAGGCGGUUCCUUCCGUACGAGCGCCAAAUGCUGGUACAAGUUACAAUCCGACUUUCGAAGAUUGGGAUGAACUGCUACGAGUACAAGGGCAAAGGGCCGUCGAAGAGGAGAAGAAGCGGUUAGAGGAGGAGCGUAAGGAACAAGAGCGACAGCGCUUGGUUGAUGAGGCCAAGGAUGACGACGGUGAAGCCAAAUCUGAUGAUGAAAGCGCUUGGGAAGGCUUCGAGAGUGAGUAUGAGAAGCCAGAAUGGCUGAACAAGAAGCGCCCCGAGAGAAAGACGAAAACACAGAGAAACAAGAUAAAGCGAAGAAAGGAGGCCGAAAGACAAGCCAAAUGGGAGGAACAGAAAACGAAAAAGGAGGCCCAAGUUGCUGAAGCCAAGGCUAUCUCAGAGCGCUUCAAGCUCCAGGAAUUGGAACGUCAAAAACGGGACAGUGACGCUGACGAAUCUUCCGAUGAGGGUGACGAUACUACGCUGCGCCGGAAGCCACUGGGGGGUAAAAUAAGGGCCCCGGAAAAGCCGACCGAGGUAGUCCUACCGGACGAACUGCAAGAUUCGCUGCGUCUGUUGAAGCCAGAGGGAAAUCUUCUCGACGAUCGAUUCCGUACAUUGAUUGUCCAGGGCAAGCUCGAAUCCCGGAAGCCCGUAUCGCAACCGAGAAAGGCGAAGAGGGAAGUGACCGAGAAGUGGACCUACAAAGACUUCAAGCACCCAGCUCACAUUGGAAUGGAACUAAAAUCGCUCUCCAGUAAUUGGAAAAAGCUGCAGGAGACCUUGAAGAAGGACGUCUCCACGGCCCCCACGUCAAAGCGCAAACGAUCCGAUCGCGAGACUCAGAAUGAUCUAGUGAAGAAGCGGAAAACCGUUACAGAAGCAGGGAAAGGAGGAAAACGCACCUCACAAAGUGCACAUACCUCCAAUAAACGGAAGAGAAUGUCUCAAGCAUCCCCCGACGGAGUUGGGAAGGAAACUCAAAGUAUAUCCCGGAAAAGCUCCACGGCAGCAUUUCCAAAGGACAAUGAGGGCCGUUCUUCAACCGUCGAAAUAGGGAAAUAUAUAGCGGUGGAUUGUGAGAUGGUUGGAAUUGGACCAAACCCAGACAACGAUUCAGCCCUUGCCCGCAUCAGUAUCGUCAACUACAACGGUGAUCAAGUAUACGACUCAUAUGUACGACCCAAGGAGAUGGUUACUGAUUGGCGAACAUACGUCAGUGGAAUAACGCCCAAGCAUAUGGUAGAAGCCAGGUCAUUAGAACAAGUGCAGAAAGAGGUCGCGGAGAUACUUGAUGGACGGAUACUAGUGGGACAUGCUCUCCGAAACGACUUAGAUGCUCUUUUACUCAGUCACCCCAAGCGCGAUAUCAGAGAUACCAGCAAACACCCCCCAUAUCGGAAAAUUGCCGGGGGAGGUUCCCCUCGAUUGAAGAUCCUAGCGUCAGAGUUCCUGGGGCUGAAAAUACAAGACGGCGCCCAUUCAAGUGUGGAGGAUGCGAAGGCUACAAUGCUCUUGUAUCGACGAGACAAAGAUGAGUUCGAACGAGAACAUUUGAAGAAAUGGCCUGUUCGAGUUGCGCCAGAGAGCAAGGAGAACGGGGAGGAUGAGAAGAAGAAGAAGAAAAAGAAAAAGAAGACCCGUAAGAGGUGAGGAUGUAUUUGAUAUUGUGUUCGAUAUACCCUAGAAAUGAUGAGUUUGAUAUAUAAAUGCUGGCGAAUUGCCAAUUAUUUUGUGUAACUCAAAUAUCCCUAUACGUUGAAUAGUUCAAGAUCCUAAGGUGAGAGAAAGAG